Molecule: messenger RNA, 1855 nt
Organism: Pistacia vera
Lineage: Eukaryota; Viridiplantae; Streptophyta; Magnoliopsida; Sapindales; Anacardiaceae
Product: putative pentatricopeptide repeat-containing protein At1g12700, mitochondrial
Exons: 1
Coding region: 23-1744 (573 amino acids)
Molecular function (GO): protein binding
Source: RefSeq, a predicted model, not a curated record
AUCCGCAAACGGCGCUAAUCAAAUGGCCUUCAAAAGCUUUCUUCGUCGUUGUUCUUCUUCUACUGAAACGAUUACGAAAACCAAACUCUCAUCUUUAUUCACAAAUUCAUGUAAAGUAACAGCAACCAUACCACAAGAUUCAGUAGAUAACGCUGAAGAGGUUGCGAGACUUGAUAAAUUCCUUAAAAAAGAUUGUAAAGAAGGUAAUAUCACUCUUGAUGAAGCACGCUUUUUCUUUUGUUUAAUGAUUGAUAUGCAACCCAAACCACCGAUUUCGUUAUUCAACCGGUUGUUUGGAGCUCUUGCUAAGAAAAAAUUUUAUGAAGACGUUAUUUUGCUGUACAAGCAAGCGGAUUCGAUGGGUUUGUUGCCAGAUUUAAUUACUUUGAAUGUUUUGAUUAAUUGUUUUUGUAAUGUGGGUCGAGUUUGUGAUGGUUUUGUUGUUUUCGGGUGGAUUUUGAGGUGGGGUUUUAACCCAGAUGCUGUGACUUUUAAUUCUUUGAUUAAAGGUUUGUGUUUGGAGAAUAGGGUUACGGAGGCUACUAGGUUGUUCAAGAAAAUGGUUGUCUUUGGGGUUAGGCCUAAUAUUAUUUCUUACGCUAGUAUUAUCCAUGGUCUUUGUAGAGAUGGGUCGGUAGAUAGGGCGAAAGAAAUUUUUUUGGAAAUGAAGAGUGGAGGAAUUAAACCAAAUGUGGUUGUUUGUAACUCUCUAAUUUACGGUUGGUGUUUUGUGGGAAAUUUGGAGGAGGCUAAAGGCUUUUUUAUUGAGAUGGCGGAUCAAGGUUUGCAGCCUGAUUUACUGACUUAUAAUACAAUGAUAAGUGGGUUUUGCAAGGAGGGGAAGAUAGAGGAAGCCAAUUGGUUGUUGGAAUUGAUGAUCCAAAGAGGUUUGCAACCAAGCAUAUAUACUUAUAGUACUUUGAUGGAUGGUUAUUGCUUGCUGCAUAGUUUUGAUGAUGCAAGGGAGCUGCUAAUCUCUAUGGAGAGUAAGGGUUGUAAGCCUGAUGUUGUAAGUUAUACUACUUUGAUCAAUGCCUAUGGCAAGAAUAGGAAAUUAGAGAAUGCUAUGAGUCUUUUCAGGGAAAUGAUUUCAAAGGGAAUUAGACCCGACGUUGCUGCAUAUAACACUUUGCUGACUAGUCUUUUUCUAUCAAAUAAGGUUGGAACUGCACGGAAACUAUUUGAUGAGAUGAAACUUCAUAAUGUUUCUCCUAAUUUACGUACAUAUGCAAUUUUGAUUGAUGGGCUAUGCAAGAAUGGCUGUGUUCUGGAGGCAGCAAAAUGGUUUCGUACUUUGGAGUACUAUGAGUUUAAACUUAGUAUUGAAAUCUAUAGCAGCCUCAUUGAUGGGUUGUGUAAAAAUGGAAUGAUCGAAAUUGCUUGGGAGAUAUUUCACAAAUUGCCUCAGAAAGGCCUAAUGCCAGACGUUAUGACAUAUACCAUCUUAAUCAAUGGGUUUUGUAAAGAGGGGAAACUACAAAAGGCAUAUGAUUUGUUAUUUGAUAUGGAAAAAAAGGGUUGUGCUCCAAAUGCUGUUACAUUCAAUACUCUUAUGCGAGGCUUUUUGCAAAAUAAUGACGCAGCUAAAGUGGUUGAACUUCUUCACAAAAUGAAUGACAGAAAUGUGAUACCAGAUGAAUCAACAUUGUCUACAGUCGUAGAUCUGCUUGUAAAGCAUGAAAAUUAUCGUGAAUGUUUGGAGUUGCUUCCUCAAUUUCCUCUGCAAAAGUCAACAAGAAACUGAAAUGAUAAAUAUUGCUGCACUUGACUGUAAAAACCAUCUUCAAUGCUGUGAAUGUAAAGGGUAGUAUUUUCUCUUUUAUUUUCCAUGUAGCAUCCUUCGAUCAUAAGUCUU